Messenger RNA from Aspergillus tanneri, 2724 nucleotides. RefSeq lists its product as uncharacterized. The transcript has 2 exons. Bases 1 to 2724 code for a protein of 907 amino acids. The record is from RefSeq and is a predicted model, not a curated record. Lineage: Eukaryota; Fungi; Ascomycota; Eurotiomycetes; Eurotiales; Aspergillaceae.
AUGGACACGGUGCCUCCAUCAUACCAGACGGCCACCACCAAAGAUGCAUGGUCUAUUAUUGCUCAGUAUAUACCAUCCAGUGACCUGUGUGCGGCCACCCUGGUCUGUCAAAAAUGGCAUGGAAUCUUCAUGCCCUUUCUAUGGGGCAAUCCGGCCUCGCAUUUCGGCACCGACAACGAUGCUGUCUACGUCGCCCUGACAAGAUUUAGGAGGACUUUAAAGUAUGCAAGGCUUGGGGUGCGGAUGCUCACCCAUACUCUCCACCUCCCCCCAGCCCUGUCAGAAAUCUACGGGGGUCCACGACCAGAGUGGUUAAAGGAAAUUCUCCACCAUCUCCCAAACCUGCAGUCCUUGGUGGUUUCUAAAUUGCCUUUCUUCGACCAUAAUGCUAUGAUGGCUUUAAAAGGCGUCACCAGAUAUGAUCAACAGGCAGCCUCUGCGGUCCCUUGUACCUACAACAUCCGUCUCCUGUUGGCAGACCAGGAGCCGAACGCCACGUCACAGGGCCUGGCAGAGGCGCUGUUGCGUUUCCAGGAACUUGUUUAUCUUGAUUUAUCUUAUACCACGCCGGCUCGAGAUCGUAUGGUCCUCUCUUCGCUAUCUCAACUAGAGCAUCUCCAGGUGUUGAAACUACAGGGCAUCGGUUUAAAAGACACCGACGCGGAAUUCCUGGCCAACGCCGUUGGCUUAAGAGUCCGGUUCCUCGACCUGCGCGAUAACAUGCUCACAGAUAUGGCUGUCCGGUCUUUGUUGCAGGCUUCAUUCCCAACCCACGGCGAUUCCGCCGGCGACCGCCGACCGAGUGCUGUGCCCGUGGGGACAUUCGAUUCUUUCCUCCGACUGCCACUGCCAUUCUCCAGCCCAAAGUGGCUCAGCUCCCCAACUCUGGAUGAGCAUUUUUUGAAAGCAUUGACCCAGCCCUUAUCGGGUCGUUCAUGGGUAGAGGAUCUUUCACAUGGUGGCAUCACACAUCUCUAUAUAGCGGACAACCAAAUCACGGUUGAAGGCGUUGCGAGCCUCUUAGCCUCAGCCAGGCUACAUGUACUUGAUGUGGGUACGGUUGACACUGCAGAGUCCCUCCAUAAAGGGCAGCGCUCUCUGCUCUCGCAGCCCCGCGACAACCAUCACAAGCUCCCUGGGGCUGAAAAAUUGAUUCCGAUUCUUGGAUCUACUGCAAAGGAGAGCCUGACAUACCUUAGAGUGCAUCAUGCCAUCUGUACAGCUGAUAAUCCAUAUGAAGAAUCAGCACCGUCAACUUUUGCCCUGCCUGAAUUAUCAGCCGAAGCCCAUCAUGCAGAACAGCCGGUUGAGUUUGAGCUAGAGGCUACGAAUCAGAUCCACGAACUCCCCACGAAUGAAGCCCCUGUCUUUGAGCUCGAAGGAUCUCCAAUUCCGCAGCCAUUAGGCUGUUCGGCAGUUGGAUCUGCCAAGCGGACUGUCCACGAAGAUGAACCGCUUCCGGAGCCGAGGCGGGGGUCUGUUUUUGCUCCUGAGGUUGCUGGCGAGGGACAAGAUACUGUCAAUGGCCAUGCCCCAGCGACCAGCCCCCUCAAAGGACUUUCAAUAUUGACUACUCCUGACCCAGGUGUGGGCUCAAAACCAACAGGGGCGAUUUCGCAAUAUGGCCUUUCCCUGUCAAUGGACGACGAUCUUCGAGACCAGAAAAUCCAAGAGCUCAUUUCCAAAAGACCCAAAAGUCUGACUCUCCCUCGACGAAACCAUAAAUGUAACAGCUUUCCGUAUCUGCAUCCUUCCCAUGUUCCACACUUGGAGACAUUGGUACUGACUGAUGUUCCGUCUCAUGUGCCUGCUGACUCUCACUACCUGAGACACCUGAAGCGAUUUAUAACAGCCUGCUCAAAUGAAGCGCUACUAGCCGUUCUUCAAGCAGGGUCAGACUAUUCGCUCCCCCCGGGACGGCACCGGGCAAAAGCAGAGCAGGAACGGGCUGGGUCUCUCUUUGCUUUACGGCGCCUUGUGCUUGAGAUUACCCCGACAAACCAACUAAGUGGAUCAGCCCGACGGACUGCGUGGAAGCCCACCGGUUUCCAGAGCGGAGCGUCCAAGUCGAGUACCGGAGAUCGAGAUCUGGAGAAUCUAUGGACGGCGUCAAUGGAUGACUUUAGCUUUUUCGACGAAACUGAGUGUGGAGUUCCCGAAAAUGAUCCCGGAAAGUACUUCCCCAUGGCUGCUCUCAACGAGAAAGUUACUUUGAUCCCUGGAGAAGAUGAUUCCGGACAUUCGCGGAUCUCAACCCCAGACAGAUCUUCGUCUCCGGGGCUGCUUCACCAUCACUCCUCAUUACAGAAACACACUGGGCCGGGUUCAACCAAUAACGAGAACGCCCAAAAAGACAGGAGUAUGUCCCCGCCUCAAGCAGAGGUACCGACGAUCGGCCUUGUCGCCGAGCUAGCCGCCUUUCGUCGCGCGAAGAGGAUCGAAUAUGAAGAAGUGGUGCGACGGGAUCGAAAACGACGUAGCACAGUGGGGUUUACCUCCCUGCUCUCGCCCUCGCCCUCGGCCUCGUCCGUGCGAUCGUCAUCACCAUCUCCUAGCGUGCCGACAACGGGGACCGUUUCAAAAGCGCAGCUAGCCAUGGCAUAUUUUGUCGAGGGACACUGGAAAGGAGAAGUGAAGAUCGUUCGCAACGCAGCGCCCAAGGGACGGAGCGGCGUGGUGGACAUGUACGGGAAUUACUUUGAGAAAGGCUACUUGUAUCCUUGA